GACGCUGAUUGGUCCCAGCCCCCACGCACGUCCCGGCUGAGGCCGGCGCUAGCGUCACGGACGGGUUUAUCCUCCCCGCCCUGCCUCUCGCUGAUUGGCUAAGUGUUUCCUCUGUGCUCUCAGCUCAUUGGUGAGUGGCGUCCUCAGUCCCCGCCGGGCCCUCCGCGGCGUCAGAUUUCCGGGGGAGCGAAGGGGAAGCGUUGGUCUCGGGCCGGAAGUUGUCCUCGCUCGCGCUCCGGCCGUUGCCCGUCGCGCUCCGUGUCCGUUGCUGCCAUGGCCGAGUUCGAUCUGUUCGGCGCGCCGCCCGCCCAGCCGCUGGCGGGAGACAGCCCGGGCGUGGGCAACGGGGCGCUGAGCGGCGGCGAGGAGGACCCGGCCGCCGCCUUCCUGGCCCAGCAGGAGAGCGAGAUCGCGGGCAUCGAGAACGACGAGGGCUUCAGCAUCCUGGAGAGCGGCGAGGUGCCGGCGGGGCUGCAGGGCCACGGCGGGCCCUCGCCGGAUGCUGUCGAUGGGGUGAUGAAUGGAGAGCUCUAUCAGGAGAGCAAUGGGCCAACAGACUGCUAUGCCGCUAUUUCACAUGUGGAUCGACUGCAGUCAGAACCAGAGAGUAUCCGUAAAUGGAGAGAGGAGCAAAAGGAACGCCUAGAAGUCCUUGAUGCUAACUCUCGAAAGCAGGAAGCAGAAUGGAAAGAGAAGGCGAUAAAGGAGUUGGAAGAAUGGUAUGCAAGGCAAGAUGAACAGCUACAGAAAACAAAAGCCAACAACAGGGCAGCUGAAGAAGCCUUUGUGAAUGAUGUGGAAGAAACUUCCCCAGGCACUGAGUGGGAACGUGUGGCUCGGCUCUGUGACUUUAAUCCCAAGUCUAGUAAGCAGGCAAAAGAUGUGUCCCGCAUGCGCUCCAUCCUUAUUUCACUCAAGCAGGUUCCACUGGUUCGCUGAAGGAAAAGCACAAUGAAAACACUACAAAUGCAAUAUCUUAACCUUACUCAGAGAAGCUGUGUUUGCAGUAAUUGGAUUAAUUAUGUUUAAAUGUGUUUUUUGGACCAAACCUCAUGAAGUAUCUAGAGUUGAUCAUUGUUUGUGAUUGCAUGUUCUUCCUCAUGUUUCCUUCCUCUGUCCCAAAUGGGAGGAGAGAACCUCCAGAACUGUAGUCUCUCUGUACUCUUGUGCACUGAGAUGUCACUUUCAACUGUACUGGUAUUAAAGGUCUGUUAAAGAGUUA
Molecule: messenger RNA, 1222 nt
Organism: Dermochelys coriacea (leatherback sea turtle)
Lineage: Eukaryota; Metazoa; Chordata; Testudines; Dermochelyidae
Gene: CLTA
Product: clathrin light chain A
Exons: 5
Coding region: 274-939 (221 amino acids)
Biological process (GO): intracellular protein transport; clathrin-dependent endocytosis; clathrin coat assembly
Cellular component (GO): plasma membrane; postsynaptic endocytic zone cytoplasmic component; synaptic vesicle membrane
Molecular function (GO): clathrin heavy chain binding; structural molecule activity
Source: RefSeq, a predicted model, not a curated record